Molecule: messenger RNA, 2331 nt
Organism: Cyprinus carpio (common carp)
Lineage: Eukaryota; Metazoa; Chordata; Actinopteri; Cypriniformes; Cyprinidae
Product: SLAM family member 7-like
Exons: 8
Coding region: 104-967 (287 amino acids)
Source: RefSeq, a predicted model, not a curated record
UCCUCUACGGUUUCUGUCAUUGCUUGGUCUCUGAGGCAUGGUCCUCGAAUAGUUUCUAAAAAACCUAAAAGAAGAACGCAUGAAAGUGUACUUUGUAUGAAAAAUGACGCCUCUGAAAUACUUGACAACCCUCAUCUGUUUCGUGUUCAUCGCCAUCAGAGCUGCUUCUGGUGAAGUGAGAAAUGAAUUUGGUGAAGUUGGUGGUGAAGUGUCUUUUGGUUCGACCAGCUUAAAUCCUUCUGUCAGCAGCAUUAUAUGGAAACACAGAAGCAGCACUGGACCUGUUGUAAAAGCGAUUGAAUGGGAUCCUGCUGAAGAUCCUGAUGUUUCCAUCCCGAAUCCGAGAUUCAAAGACAUCACAACUCUUAAUGAGAAAACUGGAGAAAUCACUAUAACUAAUUUGACUGUUGAACAUAGUGGAUUUUAUACCAUCGACAUCAACAGUAAAGAGCAGGAACAGAGAUUCAGCUUGACUGUUAUGGCACCGGUCCCCAAACCUGUGAUAAAAAUAGAGAAGAUUGAAAUGAACCCUAAUGCUGUGAAUUUAAAAUGUGAGUACAAUGAAACGAUCAUCUGGAAGAAUUCUGCUGGAGAAACACUGAAGGGCUCACCCCACACUCCGAAAGGAGAACUUAUCACAGCUGAAAAAAAAGGAAAUCCAGAUGUCUUCUACACAUGCACACUCAAGAAUGCAGUGAGUGAGAGCACCAGUGAUCCGGUCUAUGAGAGAGAUCUGUUUGAAGAGAGUGGACUUUGGUGGAUAGCUCUCAUCGUCAUCCCAGUCUUGAUACUGGCUCUCUUUGUUCUCCUGUAUAAGUUCUGGACAAAGUCUCAUAGAAAGCAAUAUAAUCUAGCGUCAGAAGGUAACAAGAUGAAAGAAGAUGCAGUCAGCCCAGUCAGUAUGUCUCUGAUUACAGACCAGAAAAAUGUCUACAAGAAUGGUAUUUCAGAUGCGACACAAAGAUAAAAUCGGUGAUGAAAAUAACAGCUCUGCUUCUCUGAAAAUGUCAGAAGAGUUUGGAGGAGAAACGAUAACCAAGCAGCAGAAUGAGGAUUUUUCUUCUUAUUGGCUUAGAAAAUUUAUUUUACAAGGACAAUCAGCUUUUCAAAAAUGGGCAGUGAGCUUCAUAUGAUUGAAAUCAUUAUUUAUUAAAUUGAUUAAAUAUGGCUAGUAAUUUUAAACCUUUCAAAAUUAUUUGCGUAUUUUCAUAAAUCGGCCAUCAGUAUACUGUAAUUGCUACAGUGUUCACACUGCAGGGACUUUUUUUCCCCUCCCAAAUCUGAUUGUCCACAUUGUUAUUUGCAAAUCACUUGGACUUAUUUGUCAUUUGUGAUGUUUUCAGCAAUCUUUAUUGUCUUUUUUUUUUUUUUUUUUUUGAUGGCAUAUUCUUGGCAUUGCAUUUUGACCAAAUUUAGACCAAAUCCUUGACAUAGAAGUGACUUCCUGAAGCAAGCUGGAGAACUGUGUGUUAAGGUAUCAAUGAUGAGGCAUCUGUGUGCCACACUGUUAUACGUGAAAAACAGUAUGUGAGCCAAGUAGUAUGUCUGAAUUCAUAGUAUCCACAAAACAGUAGGCAAGAAGUACCUGGAUGACUUACAACUUACGGCGAGAUCUGAAAUGUGCAUCAGAUAAAUGCUUUACUAUCCCAUGAGGGAUACUGACAACGUAGGUUACAUGUGUCAACAUGGCAGAAGUAAAACAUCUGAAUUUCAUUCAUACUAUAUAGGACUUACUUUUUUGUAGCUGUGAAGUGCAUUGCAAACAAAAUUUAGUACCUACUAUAAUUGUGCGAUUUUGUAAGCAGUGAAAGAGAAACGGCAGGGAGACAUAUUUUCCAUCACACCAUACUACUAAUUGAAUGUGUCAAAAGACAAUUGUAUGCAAUCUGCCAGUGUGAACAUAGUGAAAGAUCAUCAGAGGUGUCAUGAGACAUGAUUAUAAGUUGUAUUCAUUAUCACAACCUACAUGGGACUGUUUGUGACUGGAUGCAAAUAAUGUUGAAUUACAUAGCUUUUUUGCAAGAUGUUGCCAUUAUAUAUAAUGCACCAGCUAUUUACACUUACACCUCGUCUUAACUGGGAGUGUCCAUUGUCGCGUAUAAUAUGUUCUGGUGUCAGAAAUGGCACAAAUUAAUAUAAAAUGGGGCAUCCAAAUAAGUGUAUUACUGUUUGUGCAAAGUAGAAAUAGAAACAAGUAGCACAUAGUCAGGGGCGGAUUUAGUGAAUUGGGGGCCCCAGGCAAAUAUAGGAAUGGGGCCCUAUACAUUUGCACACAUUUACCUAGAUCAGCCUCGAGGUUCCUUUUUUUGUCGUGAUGCUUGCUGCUGCACA